This is a messenger RNA of Trichomycterus rosablanca, 1209 nucleotides long. It is a transcript of the gene mrpl38, whose product is annotated as mitochondrial ribosomal protein L38. The transcript is spliced from 9 exons. NCBI's taxonomy places the organism in Eukaryota, Metazoa, Chordata, Actinopteri, Siluriformes, Trichomycteridae. The coding region runs from base 4 to 1155 and encodes 383 amino acids. Gene Ontology annotation, cellular component: mitochondrial large ribosomal subunit. The record is from RefSeq and is a predicted model, not a curated record.
AACAUGGCGUUACAGAGGAGUGUAACGCGGUUGCUAACGAAUUUAGGGGUCAAAAACAAUGCGAGGCAUUUUAAAACAGCAGCUGUAUUAUGUCGACGAGCUGCACCACUUGGUCCAAUGCCAAAUGAAGAUAUAGAUUGGAAAAACCUGGAAUCUCUGGAGAAAUAUCGCAGUUACACACGCUACCUCCAAACAGCAGAGGAGGCCAAUAAUAAAGAGGUCUGGUGGAAGACCUACAGAAAACAUGCAGAGGAGAAAAGAGAGUCAGAAUUUGAGCCGGUGAACAUCGGGUUGCCUCACUUUCGGCUUUCUAGGACAAAGGAAGCAAGAGAAAGGAGGAGGAUGGUUAGGGAAAACAAAAAGAACCCUGAGCUGGAGAGAGCUGAUCGUCUGCGCACACUUCGGAUUCCUUUGGAUCAAGUGAAGGAAGAUUGGGCGAAAACCAAUGGGCCAUACCAAAUACAGAGGUUAGCAGAACACUACGGAAUCUACAGAGACCUCUUCCCCAUGGCUUAUUUCAUUCCACGAAUCAUGCUAAAGGUGGCAUUUGGAGACAACAGUAGUGCCAUGGUGCAUUACGGCAAUCAUAUACUACCAAGUCAGGCAUCAACAGCACCUCGUGUUCGUUUCGAGGCAGAGGAGAAUUCAUUGUGGACACUGCUCCUAACAAGCCCAGAUGAGCACUUGCAGGAUGGUGAGCAAGAAUAUGUUAAUUGGCUGGUUGGGAAUAUUCCUGGAAAUGCUUUGCAUUCUGGUGAGGAAAUCUGCAAUUACAUCAGUCCUUUUCCUGCUAAGGGAACAGGAUUCCACAGAUACAUCUUUGUCUUGUUUAAACAAGAAAGCAUUGUUGACUUCAGCAGUGAUCACAGACCAUCUCCCUGUUACAGUCUGAAGCAGCGAAGCUUUAAGACUCUGGACUUCUACAGAAAACAUGAAGAUGUGAUCACUGCUGCUGGACUGGCUUUCUUUCAGAGCCAGUGGGAUGAAUCUGUUACCAGCACCUUUCACACCCUGCUUAAUAUGAAAGAGCCAGUGUUCGAUUAUGACAGGCCUCCAGUGUACCACCCACCCCAGAAAAAGUACCCUCAUGGCCAGCCACUCAGAUACAUGGACCGCUAUAGAGGACGAAAAGAACACACUUUUGGCAUUUAUUAAUAGUCUGUACAUGUGCAAGUAAAGACAUUUCUAAUAAAAUCUCUGAGUAAUAAA